AUGGGGGAGUGCGGCGUGCCCCCCCAGGUCCAGCUCUUCCUCCGCGCCUGCGAGCAGGGCGACUGCGAGACCGCCCGACGCCUCCUGGGGCUGCCCGGCGGCGGCGGCCCCGCCGACCCGGCGGCCCCCUCCUCCUCCUCGGGCGGCGCCGAGGAGACGGCGGCGGAGCCCCGCGGCGAAACGUCGUCCCCGCCGAGCCCCGCCGUGCCCGUGGACUGCACGGACGAGGCCGGCAACACGGGGCUGCAGUUCGCCGCGGCGGGAGGCCACGAGCAGCUGGUGCGGUUCCUGCUGCGGAAGGGCGCCUCGGUGCAGAGCAGGAACCACUACGGGUGGAGCCCCCUCAUGCAAGCGGCCAGGUUUGGACAUCUAAGCGUGGCCCACAUCUUGUUGGAGAAUGGUGCUGAUCUCAAUGCACAGAACAAGUUAGGGGCCAAUGUUCUCACAAUGGCCUCCAGAGGCGGUCAUGUCAGCAUGGUGAAACUGUUGCUGGAAUCCGGAGCUUUUGUGGACAAUUACGACCAUUUUAGCACAAAUGUACUUAACAGCAGCAGAGAUGACCUUCCUGAUAUCACUCCGCUGAUGGCAGCUGCUCAGCAUGGACAUGAGGCAGUGGUACAUCUGUUGCUAGACUGGGGAGCUGAUUGUAACUACACUCUAAAGACAAUGGGCUGGAGUCCUUUAAUGCUGGCAGCUGGCAGUGGAAAGGUGAGCUUGGCACAGCAGCUCAUGGAGAAAGGUGCCAAUCCUGAUCACUUGAAUGUACUACAUAAAACACCUUUAGAAAUCUCUGUUGGCUUCAAACACAAAGACAUGAAGGACUAUUUGGAAUCUCUCACAACCAUUAGGCCUCAAGCAGAUGCAGAAAAGAGGCAACCUGAUGUCUUUCAUGCUUUGAAACUGGGAAACUUUCAGCUGGUUAAAGAGAUCAUUGAUGAAGAUCUGAGUCAGGUUAAUAUUACCAAUGUUGAUGGUGCAUCUCCGUUAAUGAUUGCAGCUGUCACUGGACAGCUGCCCCUUGUUCAGCUCCUUGUUGAGAAGAAGGCUGAUAUUGAUAAGCAGGAUAAUGUUCAUGGCUGGACAGCACUAAUGCAGGCCACAUACCAUGGGAACAAAAAUGUUGUAAAGUAUUUGUUAAAUCAAGGAGCUGAUGUUAACCUUCGUGCAAAAAAUGGAUACACAGCUUUUGACCUGAUAAUGCUGCUGAAUGAUCCAGAUACAGAGCUUGUAAGGUUACUGGCAUCAGCAUGCAUGCAAGUAGAUAAAGAUAAGAAUAAACUGAACAACAGAUCAUCUCUGCCUUGUUCCAGAAGUAAGCAAUCCUUAAAUGUCCCAAUGUUGCCAGAUGACAAAGGAGGCCUAAAGUCCUGGUGGAGCAGGAUGUCCAAUCGAUUCCGCAAGCUGAAGUUGACUCAGACAUUGCGCCAUGGAUUUCCUUCUAAUCAGUUUGUGCCUUUUCCGGAUGAGGCUGAACCAUCAUUAAAUUGCACUAUAAAAGUAACCUCACAGAGUGAUACAGACAUCUCUGGAAACCUUGAUGCUGCUACAGCUUGGAACACAAAUAACAAAGCUAGUGGUGCAAACACUGUGAAAGAAGAAAAGGACGAUGAAUUAUUGACAACUAUGCUGAGGAGUAGUGCUCCAUUUACCAGGCUGCCCAGUGAUAAGCUGAAAGCAGUGAUACCACCUUUCUUACCACCCUCAAGCUUUGAGCUCUGGAAUUCUGACCGAACCCGACUCAGCAAAGAUGGCAAAGCUGAACAGAUGAGAACUGCCUGGCCACAGAGAGCAAUCAAGCAUGAUUUUAACAGCAGUGGGAACUCUGAUAUAACAUCUGUUAGCAAAGGUACUAGAACAGUCAAAUUACCAACAUUUGCAAGAAGACCAGCAUCUCCUUCAAAUUCCAAUAACUUCAGUCAUUCUCCCCAUUCUUCUGGUGGAUCUAAUAACAUUGCAGGAAUUAACAGGCAUGGAGGAGAACUGCAUAACAGAUCAGGUGGCAGUGCAGAUAAUGUUUUGUCUCAGAUUGCAGCCCAAAGAAGAAAAGCAGCAGGUUUACCUGAACAGAAACCCAGCCAACAGCAUAGUCCAGUCCAGUCAACUCCUUCAUCUGCUGUGUCAGACUUGCAGUGUGCUCAGAUUGUUGGCAAUGGACAAGUUGUAAAGCAAAAACUGGACAUGAACAAAAGACCUCCAUCUGGGACUUCAUCUACAUCUAAAAGCACAUCACCAACUCUCACACCUUCUCCAUCACCUUCCCCAUCUCCUAAGGUUCAAAAUGCAGAGUCUUCUGUCUCUUCUUCUCACAGACACGCCAAGAGCAACGGCUCCAGCAGUGGUACUAUUACAGAGGAUGGCAACCAUUUGGCGGACCAUCAACAACUUGGCCCUAUUCUGAGAGCCAGUGAUGUAGAGAAUUAUGAAAGACGAAACCAUGUGAGAGUAAAAGAAGGCUCUGAAAACUUGGAGAAAGAUGAGCUGACUGGCAUCCUUAAAAAAUUGUCACUUGAGAAAUAUCAGCCCAUAUUUGAGGAGCAGGAGGUGGAUAUGGAAGCUUUCCUCACACUUACUGAUGGUGAUCUGAAAGAGCUGGGUAUUAAAACGGAUGGAUCAAGGCAGCAAAUUUUGGCAGCUAUUUCUGAACUGAAUGCAGGAAAGGGUCGAGAGAGACAGAUUUUACAAGAAACUAUACACAACUUCCACUCUUCCUUUGAGAGUAGUGUUAGUAACACACGACCGCCAGGUCAUUCCCAAUCUCCUGGCUGCUCUUUGAAACCACAGGAAGCCAUUUCUUCUAAAAGAUAGCUGCUGGAACAAAAGUGUGGUUUUAUUUUUUAUGGUGAAGUUUGGCAUCUGACUAAGUGAUUCCAUACAAAUCCAUACAAAUGAAAAUUUGAAAAGUUAGUCCUGACUACACUGACAGGAUUUUUUGCAGUAACAUGCUUAAAAUACAAAACCCUCAGAAAGGCAAAGAAAAUAAUAAAGAGAUUGCCUCUAUAGUUCAACCUAAGUGUUGAAUUGUUCAAAGCAUCAGUGGUCUGAAUUUAGGAAGAGCAAAGUCAGAAGAGCAGGAAGAAUGAAUGAACACGCAAGAAGAUGGAUGUUUCAUUCCACUCUUGCCCAUAGGUGAAGAAUCCAUGGGAGACCAAGAUGGGCACAGACAAGAGCAACAAAAACAUGGAAGAAGGCAAGAAGGACACCACAAAUUGUGACCCCCUUCUACAUGGAGAAAUACAUAAGAUGAAUAUGCCUCUCUUGAUUGGAUACAGAUAAAGUAGUCUAGAUUGAAAAUGUCAUGAUUUAAUGGGAAGAAAUAUAAAGGAGAAGUAAUGCUGCAUUCUUCAAUAAGCAAAAUAUACUUUAUCUAUUCAAUAUUAUGAGGUUAGAACGGCAGUAAAAAAUAAAAACAAAAUACCUAUUUGUAAAAACAGCACUUUAUUUGAGCAAAUGCGUAAUCUGUCACCAAUAUUUAAACAGAAAAGAAUGUUAAAAUAUUUUAUAUUACUGACUUUCUUUUGAGAAUAAAACCAUUUACGUUAUA
Lonchura striata (white-rumped munia) is the source of this 3541-nucleotide messenger RNA. It is a transcript of the gene ANKS6, whose product is annotated as ankyrin repeat and sterile alpha motif domain containing 6. Gene Ontology annotation, biological process: innate immune response; positive regulation of transcription by RNA polymerase II. NCBI's taxonomy places the organism in Eukaryota, Metazoa, Chordata, Aves, Passeriformes, Estrildidae. Gene Ontology annotation, molecular function: protein binding; transcription cis-regulatory region binding. The record is from RefSeq and is a predicted model, not a curated record. Gene Ontology annotation, cellular component: cytoplasm; nucleus.